GCCCGCCCCACCGGGCCCAGCCAGGCCGGACCCGGCUGAAGGGCCGCGGGGCUGCCCGCCACGACGUUACCGGCCCCUCCCCGACACCGCGGGCCCCGCCAUGGAGCGGCGGGAUUUCUGGCGAGCCCUCGUCGCUGCUGGUUCUUCCUCCUCCUCCUCCUCCCGCCUCUGAGCCGCUCCUCUCCGUACCCCUCCCCCCCCCCCCCCAACCCUUCCCGGUGUGUCCGGGCCUGGCUCUGCGCUCCCCGGGCUGCUGGGUGACUCGGCGGCCUUCCCGCUCCCUCGGGACUUCUGGUUCAGCUCCCUCCCCGCCCGGCGGGCCGGUGGCGGCUGCCAGGAAAUGGUCCGGGCCUAGCGGAGCGGCGAACGGAGCAACAUGAACCGUGAGGAGCGGAAUGUGCUGCGUAUGAAAGAAAGGGAAAGGCGGAAUCAAGAGAUCCAGCAGGGUGAAGAAGCCUUUCCACCCAACUCCCCUCUCUUUGCUGAACCAUACAAAGUUACCAGCAAAGAAGACAAACUCUCUAGUCGUAUUCAGAGCAUGCUUGGUAAUUAUGAUGAAAUGAAGGAUCUCAUAGGAGACAGAUCACUACAGAAGCUCGUUGGCAUCCCCAAACCAACCGUACCCUCGACGCCAGAUGAAAAAUCGAACCAAAGUUUCUUUGGUGAUCAGAGACAUAACCCUGGCUCCCACCAGAGCAGCAAAUGGACUCCUGUAGGACCAGCACCCGGCACUUCCUCCCAGUCUCAGAAACGGGCCUCAGGCUUGCAGAGUGGGCACAGCAGCCAGCGUGGCAGUGGCACCACUGGUGGCAGUGGUGGCCAGAGGCACGACCGCGACUCCUACGGCGGUGGCAGCAGUCGUAAAAAAAGCCAACAUGGGUCAGAACACUCCAAAGCCCGUUCUUCCAGCCCUGGAAAACCACCUGGGGUUUCUUCCUUGACUUCCAGCCACUCGAGGUCUCAUGGAAAUGAUCACCACAGCAAAGAACAUCAGCGUUCCAAAUCUCCCCGGGAUCCCGAUGCCAACUGGGACUCUCCCUCCCGGGUCCCCUCCUUUUCAAGUGGACAACACUCUACCCAGUCUUUCCCACCUUCCCUCAUGUCCAAGUCCAGUUCAAUGCUCCAGAAACCCACUGCCUACGUGAGGCCAAUGGAUGGGCAGGAAUCCAUGGAACCAAAGUUAUCCUCUGAACACUACAGCAGUCAGACUCACAGCAGCGGUGUCAACGAGCUGAAGCCCAACAGCAAAGCACACCUAACCAAGCUGAAAAUCCCUUCUCAGCCCCUAGAUGCAUCAGCAUCUGGGGACGUGAGCUGUGUGGAUGAAAUUCUAAAAGAGAUGACCCAUUCUUGGCCUCCUCCUCUGACUGCUAUUCAUACACCAUGCAAAACUGAACCAUCCAAAUUCCCUUUUCCAACAAAGGAGUCUCAGCAGUCCAGUUUUGGCACUGGGGAGCAGAAACGAUACAAUCCUUCAGCAAAAACAUCCAAUGGUCACCAAUCCAAAUCAUGUGAACCGAACCAGACAGAUAUGUUGAAAGAUGACUUAAAACUCAGCAGUAGUGAAGACAGUGAUGGAGAGCAGGACUGUGAUAAGACGGUGCCAAGGAGCACACCUGGCAGUAAUUCUGAACCUUCCCAGCAUAACAGUGAAGGGGCAGAUAACUCGAGGGAUGACUCGAGCAGCCACAGUGGGUCCGAGAGCAGCUCGGGAUCUGACUCUGAAAGUGAAAGCAGUUCCAGUGACAGUGAAGCCAAUGAACCAUCCCAGAGUGCAUCCCCUGAGCCAGAGCCACCACCAACAAACAAGUGGCAACUGGACAACUGGUUGAACAAAGUGAAUUCCCACAAAGUCUCACCAGCUUCUUCCGUGGACAGCAAUAUCCCAUCUUCCCAAGGCUACAAAAAAGAGGGACGGGAUCAGGGGGCAGGGGGUGGGUACACAGAUCAGGGUGGAUCCAAGGAUUCCAUUUCUUCCACUCCGGGACGAGAUUCCAAACCCACCCAGAAGGGCUCAGAAAGCAGUCGGGGCAGGCAGAAAUCCCCUGCCCAGAGUGACAGCUCAACCCAGAGGAGGACUGUAGGUAAAAAGCAGCCCAAGAAAGCAGAGAAAACAUCUAUUGAGGAGCCCAGAGGGGGCCUGAAAAUCGAGAGUGAAACCCCAGUGGAUAUGGCCACAAGCAUUCCUUCCAACAGGCACAAGGCAGCCACAAAAGGCUCCAGAAAACCCAACAUAAAGAAAGAGCCCAAAUCUUCCCCUCGGCCGACGACGGAGAAAAAGAAAUACAAAGCUUCCAGCAAAUCUGCCCAGAAAUCCAGGGAAUUCAUAGAAACAGAUACCUCAUCCUCUGAUUCCGAUGAAAACGAGAGCCUGCCUCCCUCAUCACAAACACCCAAAUACUCUGAGAGCAAUAGGACUCCUGUGAAAUCUUUCAUGGAGGAGGAUGAAAGCUUUUUUCGGCAAAGAAUGUUCUCUCCUAUGGAAGAGAAAGAGCUUCUUUCCCCACUCAGUGAUCCUGAUGAAAGGUACCCACUUAUUGUGAAGAUUGACCUGAGCCUCUUAUCAAGAAUACCAGGGAAGCCUUACAAGGAUGCUGAUGCACCCAAAGUGGACAAGAAAAACGUGCCAGAGAAGCACAUGAGAGACUCCCAGAAGCAGCCAUCUGACAAAAGCUCUACGAAGGGCAAAAGGAAACACAAGCAGAAUGAGGAUGAAAGCAGAGCCAGUGAAAGCAAGAAAACCAAACUGGAAGAAAAAACUCCAUCAGGACACAAGACUUCCAGCAGCAGGGAGUCUUCAAAGCCAAGUGCUGUUAAAGAGAAGGAUUUACUGCCCUCUCCUGCUGCCCCAGUCCUGCAGAAAGAUUCCAAGCAAGAACAUGGAUCCAGGAAGAGGACAGUCAGUCAGUCAUCAUCCUUAAAGUCCAGCAGCAACCUCAGCAAGGAGAGCAGUGGUGGCAGUAAGAGCAGCUCCUCCUCAAAGCAGAAGAAGACAGAGGGGAAGGGUUCAGGCAGUGCUAAAGAAGCCAAGGAAAAGAUUCUGAACAAUUCCUCAAGCUGCCCUCCUGCCUCUGCUCCCUCUGCAGAAGGUUCAAAGUCAAGGAGAGCAAAACUUGUUUUUGAUGAUAGGACUUACUCAGCUGAUCAUUAUUUGCAAGAAGCAAAGAAGUUAAAACACAAUGCAGAUGCAUUGUCUGACAGGUUUGAGAAGGCUGUGUACUACCUGGAUGCUGUGGUGUCCUUCAUUGAGUGUGGGAAUGCAUUGGAGAAAAAUGCUCAGGAAUCCAAGUCCCCGUUCCCUAUGUAUUCAGAAACUGUGGAAUUAAUCAAAUACACUAUGAAACUGAAGAAUUACUUGGCACCAGAUGCUACAGCUGCAGAUAAAAGGCUGGCAGUGCUUUGUCUUCGGUGUCAAUCUCUGCUCUACCUAAGGCUUUUCAAGCUGAAGAAGGAAAGUGCAUUGAAAUACUCUAAAACUCUGACUGAACAUCUGAAGAAUUCCUAUAAUAAUUCUCAAGCACCGUCACCUGGUAUGGGAAGCAAGCCUGUGGGUAUGCCCUCUCCAGUCUCUCCAAAGCUGUCUCCAGGGAAUUCAGGAAAUUACUCUUCUGGGGCAGCCAACCCUUCAGGGAGUGGGUCUUCGGUGACGAUCCCCCAGAGGAUCCAUCAGAUGGCAGCCAGCUACGUCCAGGUUACAUCCAACUUCCUCUAUGCCACUGAAAUUUGGGACCAAGCUGAACAGCUGUCUAAAGAACAGAAAGAGUUCUUUGCUGAACUGGAUAAAGUGAUGGGCCCUCUGAUUUUUAACUCGAGCAUCAUGGCAGACCUCGUGCGUUACACCCGCCAGGGACUGCAUUGGUUGCGCCUGGACGCCAAGUGAGCUCGGGAGCGGCAGGCGGGGGGCGUUUGUCUGGCUGCCCCUUGAGCUCUCUCCACAACACUGUGUCAUGUCAAUAAGGAAGACUGCCAUAACACAUUGCUUAGUUGACACUAAGAGCAAGGAAUGCUUUCACACCUCUCCCAUCCUCGUUUGUGGUGGUUUUAUUUUUGUCUUUUAACCCUCCCCCCCCCCUCCUCUCCCCGUCAUCUGGUUUAAAAGGACUUCGCUUCAGUAUUCCCGUUUUAAGUUAUUUAAAUAUUUUAAAAUUUGCUACAUAGAAAUAUGUAGUUUUUGCUGAUCUGUCCUGGAUAGAUCAUUGGAAUUCCAGUCAUAAUGCAUAGUCAGUUUUAAAUCCUAUUUAUUUUAAUUUUUUUUUUUUUUUUAAUUUUAAUUCUGAAAAGCCCGGUUUGGGGCAGUUUUUAGCUAUUUCUUCCCAAAAUUUACCCUUUCGAGUACUUAGAAAAAAAAAUUAAACAUAGACACUUUAUUUAAAUACUUUGUGAGCUUUGUUACUCUGUAAUGUCUUGUGGUGGUAGAGCCUGUGAAAGGAAACUAGGGUUGAUAGGUUCUAACGUGUAGGGACACCAUGCUUUUCAUGCCUAAUGAGUCGACUAAUAAUAAAUGACAACUACAGAUUUAUUAUUGCAGAAUUUGUACUAAAUAGAAAAAGUUCCAGAUAUUCUUCUACUUAUUAAGAUGCUUCAUUUAAAUGAAUUAUAAAGAAAUUUAUAUGGAAAAGUAUUUAGCUGGAUCUGGCUUGGAUUGUCCUCCAAGGCAGCCUCCAACCAUGGAAUUAACACUAUAACGAUCACAAAACAUUACAGUGAUUGCAUUUAACCUGAGAGCGAAGUAACGGUGUAGGAAUGAACUUCAGUCUGAUGGCUGUGAUGCAUACAGGAAAAGUUUCUGAAAUGGACAAUCUUUUUUUUUUUUUAAUGUAUCUUCAUUGAAAAUCAUGUUUUGGUUCCUUGCUUGUCAUUUUUUUUUUCUUUUUUCUGACACUUGGGAAAACCCGGUGAGCGUUGCGGUUCAGAACCAACCCAACGAGAGUUUUAAGUUCCUGCCUACCAGAACUGUCAUUUGCAUCUCUUUCCAUCGACUGAAACCCCAGGAAUCUUUAGUAGAAACGGAGAUCCAUGUUUUGUUUUCCUUUUAGGGUCUGAUAGGUGACGGACACUACAGGAUGACAGUGCACCAGCCACCGUGGGGCGGGAGCACGCCCGCGAGUACAGGGAAAUCGCCCGUUUUGAUGCAGAAUGGAGUUAAAACUCGUGUAUUUACCCCGUGUUAAUGAAGGUCCCGUUAACAUUUGAUGGAGCAUAAUACUCACUUGCAAAGGGAGCAGCUUGCUGCAACAGGGAUGGUUUAUGGAGUUGCAGCUGAGCGCUCUCAACCAGAGCAAACCAAAGUACCUUUCCCCAGAAGGUGCUUGUCCGAGUCGAGGUUUCAACCGCUACUGCUUUCAGUAUUGCUUAGUGCCCCUACCAUGUCUGGUGUGCCUUAUGCCUUACUUUUAGAUGAAGAUUUUAUGAACUGUUUACAAGAUGUUUUACAGCAAGGACCAGGGAUACUGUAUGCAGUGGUCUUCUGCAGUACUUGGGUAAAAUUCCAUUUCCUUUUUGCAAAGUCGUAGUGUCUGUCCCGCGGCCUGACUUCUCCUUGCGGUGGUCUCCUUCUGAAGAGUCAAACUCUGAAUCCUUUGGAGUGAGAUGGUGGAAUGCUGCUUUGUUUUUUUUUUUCUCUCUCCCGUUCUGACCCUUGAUUCUGUACCAGAUACGAACGUGCAUGUUCAGGAAAAUGAUUGCACUAAAUUUUUUUGUGUGUGUGUAGUUGUAGUUAAGUGCCAAAAUCACGGCAACCUCGAGAGAAGGAAUCGAAUUCUACGCUACUUAGUACUGCAGUAUGUCCUAUGGGCUUUAAGAGUUUAGAAGUUUUGCAGAAUUAGUAACCUACUAAAAGGUAGCUGCAUAUUCGUAGAGCUUCCUUUGCGUCCCAGCCUCUUUUUGUACUUCCAGAAAAGCUUUGCUACGUACGAGUUGAUCAUGGGUAACAGACCUGGGGCUUUGUUUGCCACGGCAGCCGAGUUCUCGGGUCUGUUGGAGCAUCCUUUUUAUUGAAUCACUGUGCAAGGUCACCUUUCUCUUCCUGUUUGCUGUUGGAGACAGAACUCUGUACCCUCCCACUCCACAUCUUGGUUCAUGGGACACUGUCAACUCUUUUUCCUUUAAUACUCUAAAGUGCCUAGCACACUCGUGACGCUAUAUAAACAACAAGACCUUUGUAGACGUUGCAUUCACAGUUGAUUUGUUGUGUAGCCCUGCACUAGCCAGCAUGGCUGUUUUUUGGCUUGCUCCUCUGUGCACAGUUGCCAUUACUCUUAGCAGGAAUGGUCUCAUCUCUGGGAAUUGCUUUUUUUUUUUCUUUUUUCCUCUCCUUAACUAGAGUCCCACAAAUACCUUUCGGUGUCGCGCUGAAUUGGUCUCUUAAAAAAAAAAAUAAUAAAAUAAAUGUAUCGCCGUCCCUAGAUCUUAAAACCACUGGCUUUGAAUGGCUAGAGGACUUUUUUUUUUUUGCAUUGUGUCAAAAUGUGGACCUGAACUGGUUGGAAGUGUCCCACCUUCAACAGUGUACUUACUUGUAGUCAGAUUUCUUCCAGAGUGCUGUCCCAGGUCUUCUGUCCGUACGGGAGAUGUGCAGUGGUCUUGUUCAUGGAACUGAGAAAUGCCUUAUGCAUCUGUGGCUGUGUCAGACAGGGAACUCCCAGAUUUCCCAAGUCCAGAAGCAUAUCUUCAGUUGGGAUUUACCAUUGCUUCCAAGAGAAAACCUACCUAUUCUGUCAGUUUUCGUAGCUGAAGAAAAAUGCAAUGAUGUUAAGAGGCUUCCAGCCCUCCCCCAGAGCGUGGGGCACGGCCCCAACCCAUCCCUGGCAUUCCCUAGGAGGGAAUCCCCAGCUCCUGCCUCCCUAAAAGGUUCUCUAGAGGAUUGCAUAUUAAAUACAUAUCAAUGCCCUCGUUUUAAUUCCCUCACUGAACACGGUCCCAGUUGGUAAACCUUUAAAAAUGGCUUAAUCAGACUAGGCUUGCUCAGCUUAUCAGCACCAUUUGAAUUGGCUGUCAGACUUGCAGGUUCCUCGGUGAUAAGGUGCAACCCUUUUCUAGAAUUCUGAACAAAAUCUUCAGGACACCAGAGUAAAAACAGCCUGAGAGUUUUUUUUGUUUUGAUUUGAAACUAUUAGCCAUAAAGCAGAGCAUCUGGGUGGCUCUUCUUGGCUUUCGAUGGCAGUAUGCAAUUUGUAUUGUAUGUGUCUUUUAAUAUAUAUGUAUAUAUAUAUAUGAACUCAGUCUGUCCAAAGUAUAUGUUAUACUUGUUUUUAGAUUAUGGUGCAACUGACUAUAUUGAUAUAUUAUUUAUUGAGUGCUGAAUCACCAUCUUAGUGGUGAGAAAUCUUGCAUAUUAUACAGGAGUGCAAUGUAUAUUCCUUUAGAUUGCUGAGGCUUGAUUGCUGUGAUGACAAAAAAGAGGAAAAAAAAUAAAAAUAAUGCCCUGAAAUGUAUUUAUGAAUGGCCCCAACAUCCAGAGAGUCAGAACUUUAUGGAACUAAUGUAGCACUUGCCUGGGGCAAGUAAAAUAAAGCUGUAGGCAGAUAAUGAUGUAGUUUGUGGCAAAGAGCUGGAAAGGAGAGAGAGAGAGAGAUAGAGGCUACCUUUGCUGUUUUGAGGAUUUCAUUGACCUAACAGAUUUUUGCUGUCACUGCAGAGUUUCUACUGAGGCAGAGACAAAAAGGGCCUGAGCAAGUCCAGUUUGAAUUACCCACUGGGGAGCAAACAGCUUCCACAUUCCCAGGUUUCUGACAAGGGUUUUUUUGAUCAGGGUUUAAACGACUCCGGUUGGUGAAUCAGUGUUAGGGCAAACCCCACGUUCCCAAACCAGAGUUCUGGACCCGUUCUCCUGGAAAGGGAAUCCAGAGCCUUUGCUGGCCAACUCGGACAAAUCCAGACCUAGUCCAGGAGACAGAUUUCCCAAGCAGGAAAAUUACCUACACUCAAUCAGGGAAUGCUGAGCUGGGUCCAGCUCCAGGGUUCUGGAGCCACCUCCUCCACCUGCCCGUGUCCAGCUGGCACAGCACAGGGUCACUGGGGUUGGUUUUGCCUGAAAUGCUUCCCCCCUUUCUUAAUUCCCUCUGGCAACAGAGUGGGAGCAUCUCCAUCCUUGUUUUUUCUCUGCAGCCCUGCUGGUUGGUGGGGUGGUUGGGUGCCACAGGAUUCCUGCAGCAGUUCUUUGGGGACAUUACACCUCUUGGAAACUCAACUCUAAAGGACCAGGUGUGAUUUUUUUGCAAGCACAGUUCCUGAGAUUUGUAUCUGGUCCCUUCCCACCCCCCCCUACCAACCCCCUUUUAAAUUGUUUUAAGAAAUUUUGUAUAUGGAGGAUAAAGUGCUUAUAUAUUUAUUAAAAAAAAAAAAAAGUAAAACAAAAAAAAAGAAAUAAUAAUCCUUUAUCUUAUUUGAAAUGAUUAUUUGGUGAAGAAGGGUUUUUUUUUCUUUUGGGGGAGGGCUGGUGGGUGGGGGAAGGUAACUUUAAACCUGUCACUUAUAAACGAAGCCCUUAUUAAUCCUACAGAAAGGUACUGUUAGUAACUGAUGGGAUGUCUCUGUUUUAUGCUUUGUACACGACAAGUCCAUGUGUUACAUUUUGUUUCUAUCAGAAAUAUUUAGGCAUCUGUCUUCAACCAAAACCUAAAGAAAAAAAAUAAGAAAGAAACAAACAAA
Calypte anna (Anna's hummingbird) is the source of this 8649-nucleotide messenger RNA. It is a transcript of the gene AFF4, whose product is annotated as AF4/FMR2 family member 4. The record is from RefSeq and is a predicted model, not a curated record. Gene Ontology annotation, biological process: regulation of gene expression. The transcript is spliced from 22 exons. Gene Ontology annotation, cellular component: nucleus; super elongation complex. Bases 377 to 3880 code for a protein of 1167 amino acids. NCBI's taxonomy places the organism in Eukaryota, Metazoa, Chordata, Aves, Apodiformes, Trochilidae.